Messenger RNA from Brassica oleracea var. oleracea, 2191 nucleotides. Its product is annotated as calcium-dependent protein kinase 5. Bases 257 to 1891 code for a protein of 544 amino acids. Gene Ontology annotation, biological process: peptidyl-serine phosphorylation; protein autophosphorylation; intracellular signal transduction. The record is from RefSeq and is a predicted model, not a curated record. Gene Ontology annotation, cellular component: cytoplasm; nucleus. Lineage: Eukaryota; Viridiplantae; Streptophyta; Magnoliopsida; Brassicales; Brassicaceae. Gene Ontology annotation, molecular function: calcium/calmodulin-dependent protein kinase activity; ATP binding; calmodulin binding. The transcript has 8 exons.
CAAUAACUGAAAAUAUCUAUUUUUAUUCUUUAACUUGAAUCUCGAAUUAAAAAAAAACUGUGUGAUUACAAACAUUAAAUAUUGUAGCUUUCCCCUUCUUGUUCCACUUUCCUUCGUCUCUCACUCAAGUUUUCUCUUUUCCCCUUUAAAUCAGAUUACUAAUCCAUAUCCAUUCUCUUCAGUCUUCUCUUUCCACCCUUCUCUGAUUACUGUUUCGUUGGAUGAAGAACAGAGAGAGUCAAAGUCUCUGUCUUUAAUGGGCAAUUCAUGCCGCCGAUCUUCCAAAGACAAAAUCCACCAAGGCAAUAAUAACAACACUAAGCCUGAAGAUAACAACUCCAAAUCCUCAGAUCGCUCUACAGAGAUCAUCAUUCCUCAAGAACUCCCCAAAGAAGCUCACAAGGAUCCAGCUCUCGUUAUCCCUCUAAAAGAACCAAUCAUGAGACGCAACAUGGACAACCAAGCCUACUACGUUCUCGGCCACAAGACCUCAAACAUCCGCGACCUCUACACGCUUAGCCGUAAGCUAGGACAAGGCCAGUUCGGGACAACUUACCUCUGCACGGAGCUCGCCACUGGGGUUGACUACGCUUGCAAGUCGAUAUCCAAGAGGAAGCUGAUCUCUAAAGAAGAUGUUGAGGAUGUUAGAAGAGAGAUUCAGAUCAUGCACCAUUUGGCUGGUCACGGCAACAUUGUUACCAUCAAGGGAGCUUAUGAGGACUCUCUGUAUGUUCACAUUGUGAUGGAGCUUUGCGCUGGAGGGGAGUUGUUUGACAGGAUUAUUCAGAGAGGGCAUUAUAGUGAGAGGAAAGCUGCUGAGCUGACUAAGAUCAUUGUGGGAGUUGUGGAAGCGUGUCAUUCGCUUGGUGUUAUGCAUAGAGAUUUGAAGCCUGAGAAUUUCUUGUUGGUUAAUAAGGAUGAUGAUUUUUCUCUCAAGGCUAUUGAUUUUGGACUGUCUAUCUUUUUCAAACCAGGUCAAAUAUUCACUGAUGUUGUUGGGAGUCCAUACUAUGUUGCUCCUGAGGUUUUGCUCAAACGUUAUGGGCCUGAAGCUGAUGUGUGGACCGCUGGUGUUAUACUCUAUAUAUUGCUAAGCGGAGUGCCACCGUUCUGGGCAGAAACACAGCAAGGGAUAUUUGAUGCUGUGUUGAAGGGAUAUAUCGACUUUGAUUCGGACCCUUGGCCUGUGAUAUCAGACAGUGCUAAAGACUUGAUCCGCAGAAUGUUAUGCUCCAAGCCGGCAGAACGCUUGACCGCUCAUGAAGUCUUGCGUCAUCCAUGGAUCUGUGAGAACGGUGUUGCACCAGAUAGAGCACUUGAUCCGGCUGUUCUAUCACGUCUCAAGCAGUUCUCUGCAAUGAAUAAACUAAAGAAGAUGGCUUUGAAGGUUAUAGCUGAGAGCCUCUCGGAAGAAGAGAUUGCUGGUUUAAGGGAGAUGUUCCAGGCAAUGGAUACUGAUAACAGCGGUGCAAUCACAUUUGAUGAACUCAAAGCUGGGCUGAGGAAGUAUGGAUCCACCUUGAAGGACACAGAGAUCCAUGAUCUAAUGGAAGCGGCUGAUGUGGAUAACAGUGGGACAAUAGAUUACAGCGAGUUCAUUGCAGCGACCAUCCAUCUCAACAAACUUGAACGUGAAGAACAUCUUGUGGCUGCGUUUCAGUACUUUGACAAAGACGGAAGUGGUUACAUAACGAUAGACGAGCUGCAACAGGCGUGUGUUGAACAUAGUAUGACUGAUGUUUUCCUUGAAGAUAUCAUCAAAGAAGUUGAUCAAAACAAUGAUGGAAAGAUUGAUUAUGGUGAGUUUGUGGAGAUGAUGCAAAAGGGAAAUGCUGGUGUUGGGAGAAGAACUAUGAGAAAUAGUCUGAACAUUAGCAUGAGAGAUGCGUAGAGGUUGUUGCUUUUGCAUGUGUGUGUUUAAUCUGUUGACUGCAAAGGUGUGUUCUUGUUCAUGGGAUCAACAAAUCUCAAUGCUCACCACAUAGAAGAAGAAGGAGAAAGAGAUGUGGAAGAUUGAGCUAAUGUUUAACUACAUUGUGACUAAUAGCUACCUCUUUGUGGUUGUUUGUAUGUUUGUUUGUUAUGGCCAUUGUUGAAGUUAGUGACCUUUUGUUUCAUCUUCAAACUGUUCAAUCUUUGUAUUUGUAAAACGAAAAAUAUCUUUUUAUCUUGUGUGUUUCUUUUCUAAGCA